This is a messenger RNA of Gossypium raimondii (Peruvian cotton), 1312 nucleotides long. RefSeq names its product septum-promoting GTP-binding protein 1. NCBI's taxonomy places the organism in Eukaryota, Viridiplantae, Streptophyta, Magnoliopsida, Malvales, Malvaceae. Bases 116 to 949 code for a protein of 277 amino acids. The record is from RefSeq and is a predicted model, not a curated record. Gene Ontology annotation, molecular function: GTPase activity; GTP binding. The transcript has 6 exons.
AACCGGUCAACCGUUGCAAAUACACACCUCUUUUGGUUAAGCUAAAAGAAACACAAAAUACUAUGUUAAAACACGACCGACCUUCCAAUUCUAUGUCCGGAAUUAUUCAUGAAAAAUGACACUUCCUUCAAUGAAAACUGUUCAUCUUAAUACUAAGUGGGGUAUACUUGAAAGGGUAUCGAUUUUUCGAAGAUUUUUUAGCUUCCUUUGGGAUAAAAUUCUUGUUUGUUCUAUAGCAAGGCCUAUUCAGUACAGAAGAUUGACUCGCCCGGAUUCAUCAUCAUCAUCUUCUUCUCCGGUGGAAGUUGUGGUGGUUGACGACAAUAAGAACUUGCCGGAGGAUCAUCCUCCGAUGAUAUGCAAUGGGAAUGAAGCGGAUUCGGAUUUGGUUAGUCUGAAGAUUAGUUUGUUAGGUGACUGUCAAAUUGGAAAAACCAGCUUUCUUAUCAAAUAUGUCGGGGAUGAACAAGAGAAAAGCUUACAGAUGACUGGAUUAAAUUUGGUUAACAAAACAUUAUUUGUUCAAGGUGCCAGGAUUGCUUUCAGCAUAUGGGAUGUAGGAGGUGACAGUAACUCACUUGAUCUUCUUCCAAUUGCUUGUAAAAAUGCUGUAGCAAUUUUGUUUAUGUUUGAUCUAACUAGCCGAUGCACUCUUAACGGUGUUGUUGGAUGGUAUAGUCAAGCAAGAAAGUGGAAUCAGACAGCAAUUCCAAUAUUGGUAGGGACCAAAUUUGAUGAUUUUGUUGGUCUUCCCCCAGAUUUGCAAUGGACUAUAGUGACUCAGGCAAGAGCAUAUGCCAGAGCAAUGAAUGCAACCCUUUUCUUCUCAAGUGCUACACAUAAUAUCAAUGUGAACAAGAUCUUCAAAUUCAUCAUGGCUAAACUCUUUAACUUGCCAUGGACAGUUGAGAGAAACUUGACCAUUGGGGAGCCAAUUAUUGACUUCUAAAACCCAUAUCAGCUUAUGGUGGAUACGGGUAUGCUCAAUUUUUCUUUCAAGGUUAUAUCGCACCUAAUACUCAUGUUCAAAGAAUGUGUUAAAUUCAGAAAUUGAAUAUGAGUUGAAGGAACAUGAAAAGUUGAUCGAAAUAGCUAUUCUUUUCAUGUAAAUAUAGCUGAAAGAGAGAGAAUAAGAACAAGGAAAAAAGAAAAGUUUGUUCAAUCAUAGCAGUAAAUCGGCCCCACAAUCAGCCAUUGAUUGUUAGAUUCUUUUUCUUUUGAAUGCUUUACUUUUCCUAGUUUUCUCAUUGUAACAGUUUACACUGACUCCAAAGUAAUAUGUGAUGCUUCAGACUCACACCUAUUCAAGUAA